UGAAAAAAAAUGGUCCUUGGUGACCUACAGUCAAGAGUCAUUAAUAAUCUGAGUAAUGAAGUUUGGCAAAAACACGAGUAACUCUGGCUUCAGUGGGGCCUGUGUCUUUGGAGAGGGAGGAUGCUAUAGCAGCAUUUGACAAAGGGCAAUUUCAUUUUCUUUAGUGAGAUGUCUCCCACCAGAAGUUGAAUAACAAUCAAGGAAAGAAAUAAGCUCAUUAAGGUGAAAUAAAUUUUGUGAGUUCAGCUUUAGGCUUUGUCCUACAAAGUCGAUGUCUGCAGAAAGAAUACUCAAGACUCUAUGCAAGUCAAGAGAGAUUGAGAGGGUUGACCCCUGGUCAUGGAGCCUCUAGAAAAAAAUAUACCCACAUAUACUGCUUAUGAUUUGUUUGACAUCACAAAAGAGAAAUGAAGAACCAUACAAAGCAGAUACAGUUUAUCCUUCUGGGACUGACAGAUAAUUCUCAGUUGCAGACUGUGAUUUUCUUAUUUCUACUUCUAAAUUACCUGUUGAGCAUGAUAGGAAACUUGACCAUCAUUGCCCUCACGCUACUGGAUUCUCACCUCAAGACCCCAAUGUAUUUCUUCCUCUGUAAUUUCUCUUUCCUGGAAAUUUCAUUCACGAGUGCUUGUAUCCCCAGAUUCCUAAUCACCACUGUAACCAGAGAAAAGACCAUUUCCUAUAAUGAUUGUAUAUCUCAGUUAUUUUUCUACAUAUUAUUGGGGAUUACGGAGUUUUUCCUUCUGGCAGCUAUGUCCUACGACCGCUAUGUUGCCAUCUGUAAACCUUUGCAUUAUACAUCUAUCAUGAGCCGCAGAAUUUGUCAUCAGCUUGUACUCAGUUCUUGGGCAACUGCAUUCCUGAUCAUUUUCCCUCCACUGAUUUUAGUUCUUAGCCUGGAUUUCUGUGGCUCAAAUAUCAUUGAUCAUUUCAUUUGUGACAUUUCUCCAGUCCUGCAACUUUCUUGCUCAGACACACAUUUACUAGAACUGAUUGCUUUUUUCUUAGCUGUGAUGAUCCUCAUUGUCACAUUGUUUUUAGUAGUCCUUUCUUACUCUUACAUCAUGAAGACAAUUCUAAAAUUCCCUUCAAUUCAGCAAAAGAAAAAAGCCUUCUCUACCUGCUCCUCUCACAUGAUUGUUGUUACACUAAGUAUCAGCUCNUGCAUCUUUAUCUACAUCAAACCUUCAGCAAAGGAAUCAGUGGCCAUUAACAAGGGUGUGGCAGUGCUCACUACCUCCAUCGCUCCGGUUCUGAACCCUUUCAUUUAUACACUGAGAAACAAGCAAGUCAAAGAAGCCUUCAAUAACUCAGUCAAAAGAAUCGUGAUAUUUUCCAGGAAAUAA
Molecule: messenger RNA, 1346 nt
Organism: Suricata suricatta (meerkat)
Lineage: Eukaryota; Metazoa; Chordata; Mammalia; Carnivora; Herpestidae
Product: olfactory receptor 6C70-like
Exons: 7
Coding region: 408-1346 (312 amino acids)
Biological process (GO): G protein-coupled receptor signaling pathway
Cellular component (GO): membrane
Molecular function (GO): G protein-coupled receptor activity; olfactory receptor activity
Source: RefSeq, a predicted model, not a curated record